Messenger RNA from Sorex araneus (European shrew), 5511 nucleotides. It is a transcript of the gene DNMBP, whose product is annotated as dynamin binding protein. The transcript is spliced from 18 exons. Gene Ontology annotation, cellular component: cytoplasm. The record is from RefSeq and is a predicted model, not a curated record. Gene Ontology annotation, biological process: intracellular signal transduction. Gene Ontology annotation, molecular function: guanyl-nucleotide exchange factor activity; protein binding. Bases 225 to 4877 code for a protein of 1550 amino acids. Lineage: Eukaryota; Metazoa; Chordata; Mammalia; Eulipotyphla; Soricidae.
CGCUGAGUCACCGGAUCGCCCCGCCCGCCCGGGCUCGCGGGGCCGGAGGUGACAGCGGGCCGGGGGCAGGACGGCGGCCGCCGCGCCGAGGGACCGCGGGCCGCGCCGGGAGCAGGAGCAAUGAAGAGUCUGUGUUAAUGUCUCAUCACUGGUAUCGACUGGAGACACGGGAGACGAUGUAUUUGCGGAACAGCCUGAGGACGUGAUUGAGCAGACUGUGGGCCAUGGAGGCGGGCUCAGUGGUCCGAGCCAUCUUUGACUUCUGCCCCAGCGUGUCAGAAGAACUGCCGCUCUUCGUGGGCGAUAUUAUUGAGGUGUUGGCAGUGGUGGAUGAGUUUUGGCUCCUAGGAAAGAAAGAGGAUGUUACAGGACAGUUCCCCAGCAGCUUUGUGGAGAGUGUGGCCCUUCCUGGCCUCAAAGAUGGGGAGCAGCUCUUUGUCUGCAUCAGUGAGUUCUUGUCCCCAGAACCGAGCGGUCUUCCCCUCCACCGAGGUGACCUGGUGGUGGUCGAUGGCCCUGCCACGGGCGGCUGGCUGCAGGGCCGCAGCUGCUGGGGUGCCCGGGGCUACUUCCCGGCCUCCUGCGUGAAGGAGCUCUGCCUGUCCUCCCAGAGCCGGCGCUGGCACUCGCAGAGCGCCCUGCUCCAGCUCCCGGUCUAUUCCAUGGGCCAGGCCCGCGCGCUCAUGGGGCUCUCGGCGCAGCUGGACGAGGAGCUGGACUUCCGGGAAGGGGACGUGAUCACCAUCAUCGGGGUGCCAGAGCCCGGCUGGUUCGAAGGGGAGCUCGAGGGCCGAAGAGGCAUCUUCCCCGAAGGCUUUGUGGAGCUCCUGGGGCCGCUGCGCUCGGCGGAGGAGCUGGUGGACUCCGGAGGUAACCGCGUCGUGAACGGGGAAACGGCGGCGCCCGCGGGCGCGGGGCCCGGGCCGGACGAGGACGGCGAGCAGCCGGGCACCUACGGGGUGGCCCUCUACAGGUUCCAAGCCCUCGAGCCCAACGAGCUGGACUUCGAUGUGGGCGACAGAAUCCGGAUCCUGGGAACCCUGGAGGAUGGCUGGCUCGAAGGCUCGCUGCGGGGCCGCACAGGCGUGUUCCCCUACCGCUUCGUGAAGGUCUGCAGCGACGCCAGGGCAGAAGAGACCCCCGGGGGGCCGCAGGCACCCGGCCUGCCCAGCACCUCCGAACUGUCCCCGGGGCCUUCCGAGAGCUCCUCAGGGGCGGAGGAAGAAAGAUCUGCCGGGGACGGGACCGAGACGUCCCCCUGUGCCACCCUGGAAGCUUCUGUCCCACCGGGCACACUUCUGUCCUCCCCGGGGGCUGAGGUCUGUGAGAACCAGGGGGAGCCCAUAGCCCUGCCCCCCAGCAGCCCGGCGGCGGGGAGCGGGCAGCCUCUCCCCAGAGACCCUCCCGCUGAGGAUCCGCCCCAGGUGGUCAAUGGAGUCUCGUCCCAGCAUCACGCACCCUCCAGCCCGCAGCUGCAGAGCAAGUCUCACUGCUCUACAGCCGGAGAGAGCCCCCCGCACCCCGAGGGUCCUGGCCCCCUCCAAGGCUACGGCAGCCUCCCUGCACGGAGAAAGGGCUCCCCGCCCGGAACCGGGCAGAAGCCGGGGCUGCCUCUCACCCGGGACCCGUUCCCUUCAGGAUCCUGGACCCUGAAAGCCAGUGGCCAGCACAGCCUGCCGCUGCCCUGCUCGGCCAGGUCGGCCGCAAAGCACCACGCGCCCAGACGCAGCGCUUCCACGCUGGGCCCCGCCACGGCUCACAGCUUCGGGGUGUGGCCUGCAGCCCACGACGAGAAGGUGCUGCCAGGCCUGGGCACCCUGGUACCGGCCCAGGACAACGGCAGCACCGACCUGGACUCCAAGUUGACCCAGCAGCUGAUGGAGUUUGAGAAGAGCUUGUCCAUCGCAGAACCCAAUAAAAUCUGCCGCCGCUUUUCCCUGGUGGACUUCAACUCCGAGAAGGAUAUUGUCCGGGGUUCUGCCAAGCCCCUGGCCCCGCAGGAGCUGCCCUGGAGGAAAAAGGCUCUGAGGCCGCCCCCGCCCCGUCCCAGCACCCCGACCCCCACUCCCGCGCAUGCGCUCACGGACCAGAAUUCGAGAGCCGAGCUGCCCUGGGCCGUGAGGCCUUCUCGCCCCGCGCCCCUGCCCCCCUCCCUGCAGCAAAGGAUGAGCACCGCCCCCCCUAGGCCCCCAGCGUCUCCCCAUCCCGGCAGUGACCCCGAGACAGCGGAGAAGACUUUGGACCAGCCCUCCCAGUGCCCCUUGGUCCUGGUGAGGAUUCAGGAGAUGGAGCAGGGCCUGGAUGUGUACAGCCAGGCUCGGGAGGAGCUGAGCCUGAUGCAGGAGGAAACCUUCCGAGCAGAGCCCCUGGGAAGUCUCGAGUUCUACGAGAGCAACAUGGACAGUCUGAAUCUGGAGUUCCAGCAGCUUCGAGAAAUGACACUCCUCUCCUCCCAGUCUUCACCAGCGGCUUCUUCGGGGUCUGUGUCCACGGAAAACCCAGAGCAGAGGAUGCUGGAGAAGAGGUCCAAGGUGAUAGAAGAACUCCUGCAGACAGAAAGAGACUACAUUCGCGACCUCGACAUGUGUAUUGAGCGGAUCAUGGUACCGCUGCAGCAGGCACAGGUACCCAACAUUGAUUUUGAGGGACUGUUUGGAAAUAUGCAGAUGGUGAUUAAGGUCUCAAAGCAAUUACUGGCUGAUCUGGAAGUCAGCGAUGCUAUAGGACCUGUGUUUCUUGAUCAUCGGGACGAGCUUGAGGGAACCUACAAGGUUUACUGUCAGAAUCAUGACGAGGCAAUUUCACUGCUGGAAAUCUACGAGAAGGACGAGAAGAUCCAGAAGCAUCUUCAGGACUCUUUGGCAGAUCUUAAGAGCCUGUACACUGAAUGGGGAUGCACAAACUAUAUCAACCUGGGCUCCUUCCUCAUCAAACCAGUGCAGAGAGUCAUGCGCUACCCGCUGCUGUUAAUGGAGUUGCUGAAUUCCACCCCAGAAUCCCAUCCGGACAAAGUGCCUCUAACCAGCGCAGUCCUCGCUGUCAAGGAGAUCAACGUCAACAUUAAUGAGUACAAGCGUCGGAAGGACCUGGUCCUCAAGUACCGCAAGGGUGAUGAAGACAGCCUCAUGGAGAAGAUCUCCAAACUGAACAUCCACUCCAUCAUCAAGAAGUCCAACCGCGUGAGCAGCCACCUGAAGCACCUCACUGGCUUAGCCCCACAGAUAAAAGAUGAAGUAUUUGAAGAAACAGAAAAGAAUUUCCGGAUGCAAGAAAGACUGAUCAAAUCUUUCAUCCGGGACCUCUCUCUCUACCUCCAGCACAUCCGGGAGUCGGCCUGCGUGAAGGUGGUGGCCGCCGUGAGCAUGUGGGACGUGUGCAUGGAGAAGGGACACCGGGACCUGGAGCAGUUUGAGAAGGUGCAUCGCUGCAUCAGUGAUAAGCUCUUCACAAGCUUUAAGGAGAGGACCGAGCGGCUUGUCAUCUCCCCCCUGAAUCAGUUACUGAGCAUGUUCGCGGGGCCCCACAAGCUGGUGCAGAAGCGCUUCGACAAGCUGCUGGACUUCUACAACUGCACGGAGCGGGCCGAGAAGCUGAAGGACAAGAAGACCCUGGAGGAGCUGCAGUCGGCCCGCAACAACUACGAGGCCCUGAACGCCCAGCUGCUGGACGAGCUGCCCAAGUUCCAGCAGUGCGCUCAGAGCCUCUUCACCAACUGCGUGCAUGGCUAUGCCGAGGCCCACUGCGACUUCGUGCGCCAGGCCCUGGAGCAGUUGCAGCCGCUGCUCCCGCUGCUGCGCGUGUCCGGCAGGGAGGGGAACCUGAUCGCCAUCUUCCACGAGGAGCACAGCCGGGUGCUGCAGCAGCUGCAGGUCUUCACCUUCUUCCCCGAGUCUCUCCCCGCCGCCAAGAAGCCCUUUGAGAGGAAGACCAUGGACCGCCAGUCUGCUCGGCGGCCACUCCAGGGUCUGCCCAGUUACAUGCUGCAGUCAGAAGACCUGCGGGCCUCCGUUCUGGCCCGGUAUCCCCCUGAAAAGCUCUUCCAAGCAGAACGGAACUUCAACGCUGCACAGGACCUGGAUGUCUCGCUUCUGGAAGGUGACCUGGUGGGCGUGAUCAAGCAGAAGGACCCCAUGGGCAGUCAGAGCCGCUGGCUGGUCGACAACGGAGUCACCAAGGGCUUCGUGUACAGCUCCUUCCUGCGGCCCUACAACGCGCGCCGCAGCCACUCGGACGCGUCGGUGGGCAGCCAGUCGUCCACGGAGUCGGAGCAGGGCAGCGCGUCCCCGGGGGCGCCCCGGCAGACCAGCCACAGCCCCGCGGCCCUGACCUUCAGCCCCUCCGGGGUGGCCUACAGCCACACGGCAGCCGGCCAGAAGCAGCCGCCUCCGGACGUGUCGGCGGCCUGGAAGGACUGGGACCCCGGGACCACCGCCGGCGGCCCCGCCAGCUCGGGAAGCGCAGAGAGCAGCCCUCCGGGCAGAAGCCCCAGCGACCCCGACCCCGGGCCUCGGGCCCGGCCCUGGGACUCCGCCGACGCCGCCAGAGACACCCAGAGGGGCGCGCGGGGCUCCCGGCUCCCCGAACCGGUGCGCCCCGGGCAGGGCAAGGACUGGAGCAAGGCGGGGGCGAGGACCCUCGAGCACAACAGGAGCCAGCAGGAGCCGGCGAGCGGGGAGGCGGCAGGCAACCAGGUCUACUUCGCUGUCUACACCUUUAAGGCACGGAACCCAAAUGAGCUGAGUGUGUCAGCCAAUCAGAGACUCAAGAUCCUGGAGUUUAAAGACGUUAUGGGAAAUGCAGAGUGGUGGUUAGCCGAAGUGAACGGGAGGAAGGGCUACGUCCCGUCCAACUAUAUCCGCAAAACCGAGUACACCUGAGCUGCAGCAGCUUCCCGCUCGGCCUUGCUGCCUGCGCUUUCCUUCAGCCGAAGGAUCCUGGCGGCCCACCAAGGGGGCAGCUGCCCCCGCACCCCGGGCCCUGUCUGCACUGCCCAGCGCACCCCGGUGGGGCACACGAGCUGCCUUGUUCUCCUCCAUCGAGUUGUCGGCCUCGAGGCUCCCUAGAAUCUCUCGUAUUUGAAGCAGGUCCUGGGGGGCUUGAAAAUAGUGUCACGGCCGGCGAGAAGGGCUGGAAGCCCUGGGUCCCGCCUUUGGAAACGAGAAGCCCCCACCUGCAGAAGCUCCGUGUAGGCUGGGAGCUGGGCUGUAGCAUUAGGCGACGUUGGCAUUGGUUGUACCAGCCUGGCCCGUACUCCGCCAUCCACUAGCCAGCAGCCUGGCAUGGAUGAAGACAACUCUCCAGGGAGCGUCCCCGCACACGUUUCAAGGAGACUGUCCAGAUGAUACCAAAACCAGUGUUCCAAAGUGUCAGAGUCCGGGACAUCCACUCACGCACCUACGUGCCUUCUGAAAGCACCGAAGACGGUCCCCUGUCAUCUUUUCUCAUUCUUUCAUUUUUUUUUUUGCUCUUUUUUGGGUCACACCCGGCGAUGCACAGGGGCUACUCCUGGCU